UUCAAAUGCUGCAUUUCCUGGACUUCUGUCUGAAAUUCAAGUAUUAAACAUGGCAGCAGAGACCAAAGCCUCGAUGUUUGUCCUUCCUCUGGUUGGUGUUAAAGGGGGAGGGGCAUGAUGGACUUAGAGCUCAGACCACAACUUCCCCUGUUGGCAGUGAAGUAUGCAACGCUCGAGUGUUCACUCGAACUCAGACAGGAAAAAAAAACCCCAACCCACAAGUCGUCGUGUUUGCUGUGUGCUGGCCACUUAACAGAGUACCAGUUGUGUGUGUUGAGCCCGUGUUACCAUGACUGUGUGGGGCAGGAGCCCGUUACUGGUCGUCAUUCCUCUGUGGAUGAGUUUUGGGAGCGCCUCUGCCACUCUAACAGAGCCACAGGUCUGCUACGUGCUGGAUGGAAUCCUGUUUUUGUACGGCAUCAUCCUGACAGCUCUCUACUGCAGAAUCAAGAUCAACAAUGCUAAGGAGGCUGCAGCUGGGAACGCAAAGGGCAAGCAGAAUGUUGAAGAGGGCGUCUAUAUGGGUUUGACUCCUCAUGCCCAGGACACUUAUGAAACUAUUGGCAUGAAGAAGUGACACGACGAACGAAAGUCCAAGAAGUGCAUGCACAAGUGUUUGCUUCCCUUUUGCUUUUUUAGAAUUCGAGAAGUUAAGGACGACACAGAAACGGGGAAGUUGAGCACAAGAUGGGCACUCUCAGAAAACCCUUUUUAAAAGUAUUUUAGUUUUUUACAGCUCUGUUGCACAUAUUUAAUUUUCACGCAAACAUGUUUUGAAAACUGUAACGCUUCAGACACUUCUUGUAUCGUAAUGCAUACAAACAAAAAGAUGAAUGUCGUCGAUGGAUGUUAUAUUUCUAUUUGUAUAGUCUGUCCAACUAACUUCCUCUUUUAGGCCGUUUGAAAGAUGUCAGUCUUUUUGUGGCUCCAAAAGUAUUCUAGUUUUGUGCAAGAUGGUAGAAGGUGAAUACAGUUAAAGCUCCAGCAUUAUAGAAACACUGAGCAGUGUUUCCUGCACACCACAGGAUGGCAGUGAUGGUGUCUUUAGUGAAGUCCUUACCUGUCCAUACUCAAACACACACACACACACACACACACACACACACACACACACACACACAGGUGCCUGAAAGAAAUCAAGGAAAUAACACAGACUGCUGUAAAGUUUGCGACGUAAACUUCUGCCUGUAGGAUGCAUAGAGCUGUUAUACAUACAGAAAACCUAUUAAAUGUUCAACUUGCUUAUUAAA
Anarrhichthys ocellatus (wolf-eel) is the source of this 1250-nucleotide messenger RNA. It is a transcript of the gene fcer1g, whose product is annotated as Fc epsilon receptor IgFc epsilon receptor Ig. Lineage: Eukaryota; Metazoa; Chordata; Actinopteri; Perciformes; Anarhichadidae. Gene Ontology annotation, molecular function: IgE receptor activity. The record is from RefSeq and is a predicted model, not a curated record. The transcript has 5 exons. Gene Ontology annotation, cellular component: Fc-epsilon receptor I complex. Bases 290 to 577 code for a protein of 95 amino acids. Gene Ontology annotation, biological process: cell surface receptor signaling pathway.